CGGCUUGACAUUAAAGGAAGAAUAUCAAAGCCCUACGGCGUCCGAGAAGUCAAUUGCUAUCAGAUUCCAUCACCAGUGGGAUUGGUAGUAAUUCUUCUUGUUUGGCAUCAUGUCUUAAUUUUUCAUUUCUAAUUUAAUACUUGCGUUGCAAUUCUUUAUUUCUAAUUUAAUACUUGCAUUGCAAUUCUUCAUUUCUAAUUUAAUACUUGCAUUGCGAUUCCUCUCCUUCGACGGAAGGGUUGCAUAAGCACAAAAUGGACGUACAGUAAGCACAAAGUAGAUGUACAGCUACAUUUAUCCAAGUGAAGCUAAUCCACCAACUCAGUGAAAUGUUGAUGGGUGUUGAAAAAUCUCAGAGAGAUCAAAAAAAAAAAAAAAAACACUAUUCUUCGAUCCAUACUAAGUAACAAGGACUCAGCACCGAACACUUAAUCAUGCUUGAACCGGAUCAUCGAUACAAGUUAAAUGGUCGUACCUGUGGUGAUAGUAGACUCCUCGUUGAUUUUUUUAGGGUGGUCGAGGACAAAACAUGGCCUGUUAUCAAUAGAAUAAUCUCAACUUGGCAGCAGCAUUAUUAUGUUACCUUAUCGGUAGUACUAUCAAUUCCAGCUAAUGAAAUUGACUCGCUUGAAUUGCAAGGAGCGGCAAUGGACCCCCAAAUCAGAGAGAAAUUAAACUCAGCACCGGAAGUUCCCUUGAGUAUACCAAAUAAGAUUUUCGAAGGUCAAAUAACCAAGAGGAAAUUAGUUGAAGAUUUGAAUUAUUUCAUUCAUGCAAGCAACAGGAUUAGAUGUUUUAUUUACGAAGCAAGAUAUAAAGGGUAUUGUCUCUCCCAAGCUAUGGAGGUAGCCGGUAAUUUGAAGAUGGUAUUGAAGAUGCUUGAAACAUUUGAAUAUAUUUCCUCAAAGUGGUAUUCGGAUGAAUUCUAUAUACUUAAGAAGGAUCAUGGUCUUCAAAUAAAACUUAAAAUGUUCAAUGAAGAAUUCAUCAAAGCAUUUGUCUUGACCCAAGAAAGUCACUUAUUUAUUCAAUUAGACAGGUUAUAUUAUUUUAAUGAGAAAUUCCACGAUACGCUAGAGCUCGAAACUGAAAAGUAUUCUUGGGCACUAAGAUAUAUAUGUAUAUAUUGGGAAUGUAUCGUGAUUACAAAUAGGUUGCUUGAAAAUACCAAACACGAAGAGUUGUUUAGAAAGAGUCCCAUUUACAAUGAGUACUCCAAUUCACAGUUAGCAAUACCAUUUGACGAAUAUUUAUACGGAGUACGAUUUGUACAUUUAGGAUUAUACAAGGAAGGGAAACCCAGCAAAAAAGUAAUGAAUCAGAGUUUACUAACCAUAUACCAAUCGAUACUUGUAUUAUUUAAUUCAAUUGAAGAAUUGGAUUCGGAUCUUAUUUGGAUAGUGGCUCGAUAUGGGACCAUGGAUGAAGAAAGUAAAAACGCUGAUAAGAUCCCCCGAACAUUAUGGCCUUUCUUUCAAAAUGUUCAUAACAAGAGUUUCCAAUUAAAAGAACAAUUUAAAAACAAUUAUCAAGCACUACAUGAAUUAUUACUACCAUGCCAACACCCCGAUCUAUACAAUAGAUUGAGGGAUAGCAUAUCACUCUUCUUUAGUUGGACUAGCCACUUCCAGCAGUUCAGCCUGCGCCUAUCAGUAAUGGAGCUGAUGGCAGUAAAGAAAGAUAGAUACGUUUUUUCACUUAUGAAGACUCAAUGCGAGUCACUUUACAAGAAGUUGAACCUGAUAGUUCUCUUAUUACAGCCACAGGGAGUGACAGCAGAAGAACCGGCGGUCGAGAAAUUGGCCAAGGCCCCUUCUACCGUUGUACAACUGUUCUCCCAGCUGUGCUUGGACGCUUCUCGAUUGGCAAAAGUGAUUAGCUUGAAUCAAUCGUACGUAAUCCGUCAAAAUAUAUCGGUUCACUGAAAAAAAAAAAAAAAAAAAAAAGCGAUGAGAUUCACUUAUUACUUCUUCAACUUAUUAAUUCAACUUAUUAAUUCAACUUAACUACUUACUUCGUUAGUUCGGCAUGUCAUUUUCAUUUGGAUUCACCAACGAAGACUUCAGUGACGACGAGUUGGAAGGCCAAUCUGUUGUGGCCCAGACGCAACCGCAAGAACACCGCGAUCCCUUGGACCAAAUCAAGCUCGACGCAAACACCCAGCCCAAAUUACAUGAAUUGAGUUCGUUACUAGGGACGUUGACCAAUGUUCGACUCACGUUCGACAACUAUACCACCGGCAAGGGCAACAUCA
This is a messenger RNA of Hyphopichia burtonii NRRL Y-1933, 2254 nucleotides long. RefSeq lists its product as uncharacterized. The coding region runs from base 435 to 1925 and encodes 496 amino acids. The transcript has a single exon. Lineage: Eukaryota; Fungi; Ascomycota; Pichiomycetes; Serinales; Debaryomycetaceae. The record is from RefSeq and is a predicted model, not a curated record.